AUGUUUCACUCCGAUAUGGUGAACACCAACACUGACUGUGCUGUUUUUGUGUUCAGCAAGCCAAUGGUCCCAUCGCUACUAGCGCCCGAAGGACGUUCAGCAGGUGCCCAAGCAAGAUGGGUGCAGCCGAUGGGCGUGCUUGCGACAGCGAUCGCCGCUGCUGCAGGCACACUCAUCGCCUGUCCAGGCGCAUCCUCACGCGUCCAUACUUAG
This is a messenger RNA of Necator americanus (New World hookworm), 213 nucleotides long. RefSeq lists its product as uncharacterized. Bases 1 to 213 code for a protein of 70 amino acids. The record is from RefSeq and is a predicted model, not a curated record. Lineage: Eukaryota; Metazoa; Nematoda; Chromadorea; Rhabditida; Ancylostomatidae. The transcript has a single exon.